This is a messenger RNA of Ascochyta rabiei, 2871 nucleotides long. RefSeq lists its product as uncharacterized. Bases 1 to 2871 code for a protein of 956 amino acids. Lineage: Eukaryota; Fungi; Ascomycota; Dothideomycetes; Pleosporales; Didymellaceae. The record is from RefSeq and is a predicted model, not a curated record. The transcript has a single exon. Gene Ontology annotation, molecular function: protein binding.
AUGACCAAACCACGGCGGCAGCACGGCGCGAUGCGUCAGCUCGGUGCCAUCAAUAAAAUCCUCAGACCAGAGCCUCAAGCACAACAUAGAAAUCUCAUUUCAGAUCCAGACUCCCGCUCUGGAGCACAAUACGAUCGAAGCCAGGAGUCUCGCGGGCGCGCCUCGAAGUAUCGUGCAAGUCACCGACAAGAAGGCGCCCGCCAGGCAGAACACAAUGUUUCAGAGCAAACACAGCCACGCCAGCCUACGAAGCUCCAGAGCCGUAUCAAACGCGAUGGAGAGAACCAACACUCUUCACCGGCCGGUCGCUUCAGUCAAAGCCAACACCCCCGCGGCGCCCAGCCCCACUUGCACUCGCCGGAGCAAGAGCGACCACGUAGUUCGGAAGGUGUUCAAACGAAAGGUCCAAAGCCACAUGAACACAACAUCAAGUUCUUACCAAGACUAGAGGCUUCAACCAAGGACAACAAUGGCAGUCGAAUGGGCUCAGAGAAGCGGAAGAGAUCGAGAGUCGGUGUUGGUGAUGAGGGUCGACGCAAUCAAGGCAGCAAGAGGCACCAGACUGUUCGUCCGAAUGCCCUGCAACUUAAGCAGCAGAUUCACUGCCCGACGGCAGUUCGCAGCAGCAGCGCCAUAGAGCCCGCAGAUGCCUCUACCAUACCUACCGUCAAGUGUUCCGGGCGAACAGUUCGCAAGGUGCAUUCGCAGCAGCCGAGUCCGCCUUCUAGCAAUGGUACUCCAAAACCUGAGUGUCACCCUCAAGACCUCAAAAAAAUUACUGUCGUUGAGUCCAGGAACACCAGGCCAUCUAAGCCAGGUGAGAGGCUUUCAGGACAGCGGACGCCGCCAGUACCAAAGACCGUCACAGCCUUACGUGAAGGGUGUAAGAGCAUUGGAGUCAGAGGUUUCGAACUGGAAGGCAGGCUUGCUGUAAGCGAACAGGCAGCGAAGUCACCAUUGUCACCAAACACGCGGAAAAUUGCGUGUCAGACACAAAUAUUGGACGUGACCCUGGCAGUUUCGACCCCGAGCUGUACAACCCCACAGAAGACGAAGCGGCAAAGGGACGGCACAGAUGAUGCAGAGCCUGUAUACAAGCGAUUGCGUCAGGCGCGCAGUUCCUCUCCGUUUUCUCCCCUGUGCGCGAAGAAUGAGUGCCCAGCAUCGGUAGCAGAAGGAAUUCAUCGAGCUUCUCCAGGCGUCACAAAGCUGCCAACAAAGCAUCGCUCAUCUCUACAACAGCCUCAGGCACGAGCGGUGCCAUUCGAUGAAUUGUUUGCUCCUGUCGCUCCUAAUCCAGAGUGCGACUUCAAGAUCCUCGAUUAUGAUAACGAGAGCGUACCGGUCUUGUAUAGUGGGCUGAUAGACCACUCCGACAGUACCAAGCUGCUCAACUGCCCACCAGAAGAGCUUGUCUUCGAUGCGCUCGACGCUAUUGAGGCGAGCUUGAGGCCAUUCUCAGAGUACGGCUGGCCCACUGCAAUCGACCUAUUGGGUCGUACCCCAAGUAAAGAAAGCCCAACCAAGGUACUGAAUGAUGUCGACUUAUACCUCCACAAGAAGGACGGUAAGCUAUAUGUCGCCACCGACCUGGGCCUGAUUAUCACUGCAGAGUAUUUGAAGCUCAUCGAUGUCCCUGAGACGCAGCCAGUCAGGUUCGAUGGCCGUAUACCUCCAUGGGCAAAAGUCGCGCUGCGGGCGCGAGAGAAGCGUAAAGUCGUCCAGAUCUUUGGCAGGCUCAGGAAGAUUAAAAAGAUCACAGCACAAGGAGACCUAGAAGCGACAGAAACUAAACGGAAAAAUCCAGAGGCAACCGCUGAAGCAGCGAAGAAGGUUGAAGCCCGCGAGACCUCUCAACUACACCAGAUGGCAGACGAGAACGUGGAAUACGAAGAAAUCCUGGAAGCGGAGCGACCCGGUGGUCUACCGCUCCCGCUCGGCUCGUCGGUGAUCGUGUACAAGGUCGAUAACAACGAUCAAUGGGCCUAUGGGAGAUUAUGCGAUAGUGGUCAGAAAGGCUGGUUCCCUAUCUCACAUACAUGUCCAGUGGACUGGAGUCUAGACAGAUUUCCACGAUCGAGUACUGGAUUCCUCGAUAAGCCGUUGCCGAUGUCCCAAGAUCCAGAAGAAAAAGACUGGAACGGACUAUUAGAUUACAUUCGGCGGCAAGGGUUUCCAGUGGGUCCAACGUGGAAACAAACGUGCGCAGCGACGGCUUCCACUGCAGCUCGAACAUAUGCCAUCUCCAAAGCGAUUGCUGAUCUGAACACCACCCGCAGCUGCAACGCCGAUAUGUCGACUCCACCCGAGCUAGUAACGCUGGAAGCGACCAAGACUCCAUUAAAGCAACCUAGACCAGAGGUGGUACAACCUGCCGAGACUCACGUCGUCAGAAGCGAUGAUCUUCCGAUUGAACCUUUGCGAGAGGUUCCUACUACGGUUUCGACGAGAACGACGUUGACUACCGCAACGGACAUCUCAAAGAAUGGAGCUCAGAUCAGUGCAUCAGAUGAUAAAGCUACAAAGCGAGUAGGAGAUGCAAGCACCAAGGUUAUCCUUCCCAGGAAUACAGCACAGCCUGCUCCUAGAGUUUCUGAAGCCUCGGCACAAGCGGACAACAUGUCAGAAGCAGCGCAACCGGUAGUAGCUGAAGUUAUGACUGAAAAUGCCACCAUGCUUGGUAAAGAAGAGCAUGAACCUGCGUCUCGAACUGCAGCUUAUCAGCCAGAGCCUCAGGGACGACAGGAAGAUGGUCAGAGUGUUUCAUCAGCCUCGACACGCAACCCCUUCACUGUAUCGCGUUGCGAUCCUUUCGCGCGUAACGAUGACAUUGAAUAUGACUGGGAUGACAGCGAUGACGAGGAGUUGUAG